Molecule: messenger RNA, 1788 nt
Organism: Paramacrobiotus metropolitanus
Lineage: Eukaryota; Metazoa; Tardigrada; Eutardigrada; Parachela; Macrobiotidae
Product: kelch-like protein 7
Exons: 7
Coding region: 104-1573 (489 amino acids)
Molecular function (GO): protein binding
Source: RefSeq, a predicted model, not a curated record
GUUCCAAUAAGUACCAAAUAUGAGUUAACCAGAACGAGAGACGCAUAAUUACAUUAGUGAAGGAAUUUGUGCAUUCCAGAUCAAUUUUUAUUAUCCGAUCAUCAUGUCGUUACGGAAGACCCAUGGCGACACCCUUACUGAUAAAUCCGUGCCAUGGAGCAGUUUGCCGCGGUCCACCGCGCGCCUGUACCCAUCUCGGCCGUCGCGUAUCACGCGCUCGGCCAGCGUGGUGGCCACGGACUCGCCCGAAGUCGCAGCAGUCCCCAAGCUGAGCCGGAAGUCCACGUUGACCGAGGUUAAAAGGCUGAGGGCGUCUCUGCGCAAUCCACCUGUGAUGCCCAUCGGGGCCCUGCCACGUGCAUGUAAAUACAUGAAGGAAGUGACCUUUGAAAUGGACCGCCCCGUCAUCGAUCCCGAAGCCGAUGUGCCCGUGCCCAUUAAUCUGCCACCGGACGCGGUCCAGCGUCGUCUGACGUCCGUCGGGAUCAAUCGCGAUGCGGACGGCCAAGAAUUCCCUACCAUCACCAAAGCGGCCGUGAGAACCAAGUACCGCAAAGGACUGGCUGCUAAUCGUUUUUUGCGACUGUUAAAAGUUAUCGAAGCAGCAAAAGCGGCGCAUGCUCGCUGUAAGAUGCAGCAAGACGUUCCGCGAAUCAGCCGGGAAUUCGAGGAUCCAUUUCUCCGACUCCAACGAAAAAUGUGCCAUGAGAACAAAAAACACUUCCUCAUCAUACAGUCGCUGUUUCUGGGUUUAUGGCACCGGAAGUUCCUGUUGGACGUGGAGCUGAAGUGUCUGGAGGGGAUUGUGCCCAUCCAUCUGCCGCUCCUAUCCGCGCACAGCGACGUCUGGACGGAUUUCUGCUACCAGCGCGGCUGCAGUCUGUACAAGCACAGUCCCAUCCUCAUCGACUUCGGCUCGGCGGUGACGCUGCUGGGACUGCGCAAUGUCGUCAAUUAUUUGUACGUUGGUAGAAUCAAGGUGGGUUACAGCAAUUGUGUAGAGAUUUUCGAUGCGGCCCGGGCCUUGCGCUUGCACUACCUGGCCAAGAUGGCCGAAGCCUUCGCCAAUGUCCUGCUGCAGGAGCACAACCUGUGGAGCACCGUCAGCGCCACCCGCUCCACCGCCUGCGCCCUCUUCGAUAUCGCCUGGACGAAGCUGGCCACCAUGUUCGUGGAGCUGAGUAAGACCAGGGAUUUUCUGGAGAUGGACGCGGAGGAUCUGCUGUGGUUCCUCAAGCAAAACGAGCUGAAAGUCACGAGCGAGUAUGAAGUAUUUGAAGCGGCCAUCAACUGGAUGAAGCACGACCGACUGGCUCGUCUGCCGCACUUCCAGACGAUUAUGGGCUGUAUCCGUUUCGCGCUGAUGAGCACCGACGAGCUGGUCAUGUGCAUGAAGUCCGAUCUGGUCUUCCAGGAGCCCAUCGGCAUGGAGAUGCUCAGCUUCGCUAAUCUGGCGCGAUUGUAUGCCAGUCAAAACCAAAAUUGGUCCGAUUAUGAACUGCCGAAAACGCGGAUGAACCCCGUCAGAAUGGAGAAACACUAUGAAAUGCUCGGCUGUCAGAUUAACUUGUGAAACAUUUUUGGGUUUUUGCAAUUUUGUCAUGCUUAGUUAUAUCAUUUAUUUAUUUUCAUCAUUUUAUACUGCUUUUGCAGUUUUCAAACUCGAUUUAAUGGCGGCUUUUUUGCUUCUUGAAGUUGUAUAUUGUUUUGUGACCUCUUGUGCAUGACGUUUAUGUAAAUCUAAUAAUAUUGCGAAUCGGUCAGUUUUGCAUAACGUCAACACAUUAA